GAGUCUGGUGAUGUCGAUGAACAAUCUGUCCACACUCCCGCGAGAGUUCCAACGCUUGGUCAAUCUCAGGGUUUUGAAUGUGUCCUUCAACAAGUUCACAGAGAUCCCCGAAUGCGUGUACCAGCUGAGCAGGUUAGAGCAGCUGUCGAUCGCAGGCAAUGAGCUAAAGGUCCUCCCUAAGGAUAUCGGCAGGCUGACCAAUCUGUUCAAGUUAUAUAUACAACGCAACUUCCUGACUGAACUUCCCGAUCAGUUAAACACGCUGAGAGAGCUGCAAAUGUUAAACGCGUCUUACAACUACAUCACAAAGAUGCCCAAAUUAGAUAUGGCGGGCCUCGAAUUUGUCUGUCUGAACCAGAACCCGUUAGAAGAGGUGUGGUGCGAGAGUGAGAAUCUGUACCUGUUCCAGCUGUCUGAUACGCUCGUGCAGUCCCUCUACAUGGGCGUUAACACAGCCAACCUGGUCCACGUGGUGUUGGCGCGCAAUAAACUCACCGAGCUCAGCGAUGCGGCGUUCAACGCAAUGGCCAAUGUCGAGUCGCUGAUUGUAGAUCAUAACGAAUUAACAUGUCUUCCGAAGCGGACCUUUGAGAGCAAUAGCUUACAGUUCUUCAGUGCAUGUUGGAAUAAAAUUGAGGCUCUGCCCACACAGGUGUCCAAUCCCAAUUUAGUCGAUAUUCGGUUACAAAACAAUCGGAUCAAAGUGCUCCCGCCGGCAUUUGAUCAGUUCCAUCAGUUGCGAACGCUGCAGAUGUCAGGCAACCCUCUGGAGGCCGUCCCCGGCUUCUGCAACUCCAAUGCGAAUGUGAUGGAAGAGGUCAGUCUCUCGCAUUGCCAAUUGGACGAUAGCGUAUGGGCGUGCAUUCUCACCAUGACGCGUUUGCGCAUAUUGGACCUGAGCUACAACCGCAGUAUCACGGAGCUUCCGCCGGCGCUGGGUGCGAGAUGCCCUAAUUUAGAAAUAAUCAAUCUGGUGGGCAACGAUCUGCACGAUAUCACACCCAUCCGCAGCAUCAACGGCGUGAAGCAGUUGUUCUUAGGCCGUAAUUUCGUUACCCAAAUCCCGUCGCCGAUGUUCUUACCUUCCCUAUUCCACCUGGAUAUGAGUUAUAACAAGUUGGCGACAUGCGAUCUCACCCUCACGACGACGCUCAGGGUGCUCGAGUUACAGGGCAAUGACAAUCUCCAACCGAAUACACAGAAAAAGUUAGAAGCUUUAGCUGUAUGCUGGACAUCUGGCGAGAGCUCCAUGCAAGGCCGACGCCCGACAAUGGAGGAUGCGCAUUUACUCCUUAAUAGUUUCACGGACAGCGGCGACGGCCUGUUUGCCGUAUUUGAUGGUCACGCAGGCGAUGAUGCUGCGCUUGUGAUGGCGCAUGUGUUCGCAGACGAAUUCCUAAAAGCGCUAGCGGAUCCGCCAACUGGGUGUUCGUGCGGGUGUGUGUGUGAAAAGGGGUGCUACAAAUCAGUCAUGUUCUCGGCCUUCAGAGAAGCGAAUCACAUUGUGGGCGGCAAGAAAUUCGACAAGGGUGGGGCGACAUCAGUUGUGCUAUACAUAACGCCGCCCAUCCAGGCCCAAAGCGCUGGCGAGCCAGCCGGCUGCAAAUGCACAGAGGCUACACCCGACGCAGAUGUAUGCGAGGGUACACACCACAGGAAUACAGUGGGAAUCAAUACAGCCACACACACCAUUGACAUAGCAACGGACAACACCAUACCGAACGAAGAUACUAGCAUGGCCGGCGCUCGAACGCCUGAGGGAGUGAACAGUGAUGAUAUCACCAGCGUUGCCAUGGUUACGGAGGGGAGUGAUGGUAUAGAAAUCAAUGCGGAAUCUGUGGGAUUUGCGGUGGAUACGGUUGUCCAGACCGCCAAUGUACCCACAGAGGGUCUCAGCAAUGGCGCUCCGUCUGGCUCCGAGAAUGGGGAGAGGUAUAUGGUGAUAGGCAACGUGGGCGAUGCUGAGGCGGCCAUGUGCAUGUCCGACGGGACGGCUGUUGAGCUGACAGUCAAGCACAGCAUAUGCAGGAAAGAAGAGGAAACUAGGAUAAGAUCGCAUGCAGGUGGCUAUAUUACAGAUGCGGGGCGUGUCGUCGGCGUGCUAGCGACUUGCCGAGCGGUGGGUGACUUCCGGCUAUACCCAUACGUCAGCUGCGUGCCGUCGGUGCGGAAAGUGAAACUCACCCAGGACGUGAAAUUCGUUAUCCUGGCAUGUGAUGGUCUAUUUGAUGUCAUGUCGCUCCAAGAAGCCGUGGACCUGAUAAUCGACUUCACGGAUCCGGCAAUGGCCGCAGCCUAUCUGAGGAAUUAUGCAUUCGCCAUGGGCUCUGCCGAUAAUAUUAGUGUACAGGUUAUUCUCUUCAACCACACUUGAGAGAUCGGGCUCGUUGCUAUCAAUACACGAGGGAUAUGUUGUUCUCGUCAAGAGAUGGCUUGCCGAUGAUUCGAUAUUCUGAAUGAAGCUUUUUGUAAAAGCAAACAGAAUAAAAUUGAGCAAAUUAGUGAUAUUGCUAACGCC
Messenger RNA from Sphaeroforma arctica JP610, 2518 nucleotides. RefSeq lists its product as hypothetical. The record is from RefSeq and is a predicted model, not a curated record. Gene Ontology annotation, molecular function: protein binding; cation binding. The annotation marks the transcript as partial. The transcript has 18 exons. Lineage: Eukaryota; Ichthyosporea; Ichthyophonida.